CAGGUCCAAGCUUCUGUGUUGAGAGAAGAGGCUGAAAUGCCACCCAAAAGGUGACAGAGGUGCAGUUACAGGGGCAAGCUGUUGACUGCUCUGGCAGAGGACAAUGUGUGUGGGUCCCUCCCUGUCCAUCCUGCAAGGAGAGGAGCGAGGUCUGGGGACUCCAGAGAAGGAGCAUGAGCAAAGCACAUGAGCAGGAUUUUAACUAAAGUCCUCUCCCCUACCAAAGCUCUUCCUCUGAGUGGACCCCAUGGCCUGGUAAGCAAUACCCCAAGAAAGUAAGGACAAGGGAGCUGCAGGAUGUGGGUGAGGAAGAUGUUACCAUGCUGGGGCUGAGCACGGGUCUGGAGCACAACCAUGACCAACGACUCCACCUGCACUGAAACAGACCUCAAACCCUACUACGCCAUUACAUACACCUUCAUCCUCAUCCCUGGACUGAUAGGAAACACCUUGGCCCUCUGGGUCUUCUACGGGUACAUGAAAGAAACUAAAAGGGCCGUGAUAUUCAUGAUCAAUUUAGCCAUCGCUGACUUAUGGCAGGUUUUGUCCUUGCCCCUGAGGAUUUUUUACUACUUGACAGGGACGUGGGAGUUUGGAAGAGGCCUCUGCAUGCUCUGCUUCUACCUGAAGUACGUCAACAUGUACGCAAGCAUCUACUUCUUGGUCUGCAUCAGUGUCAGGCGUUACCUCUUCCUCAUGCACCCCUUCAAAUUCAGUGACUGCAGACGCAUCUGUGAUGUGUACAUCAGCAUCCUGGGCUGGGUGCUGGUCUGCGUUGGCUGUUUGCCUUUCCCACUCCUCAGGCUCCAGAGGGAUGCUAACAACACGUGUUUCGUGGACCUCCCCGUGGCACAAAUUGGCCUCCCCACCUCCAUUGCCAUGGUGACAACAGGGGAGCUGCUGGGCUUCGUCACGCCCCUCAUCAUCAUCCUCUACUGCUCCUGGAAGACCAUCUUAUCACUAAAAGAAAAAAAUUCUGCUUCACAUGACCUCGGAGAGAAAAAGAAAGCUUUGAAGAUGAUUCUCACCUGCGCUCUGGUCUUUCUGAUUUGCUUUGCACCUUACCACAUCAGCUUCCCUCUGGAUUUCUUUGUCAAAACCAAAAAAAUUGAGAAUGGGUGUGCCCAGAAGGUGAUCUCUGUGUUCCACGCUGUAGCCCUGUGCCUUGCCAGCCUGAACUCCUGUGUGGACCCAGUCAUCUACUACUUUACAACAGAUGAGUUCAGGAGACGCCUUUCCAGGCAGGAUUUGCAGGACAGCAUCCAGCUCCACACCCUGGCUUACAUCAGGAAACACACCAGAGCUGUGCUCAGGACGGACACCAUGGACUAUUAGUGCUGCCCUUCCCCAGAUGCUUGCCAGGAAUUCAAAUGUUCACUAUAUUUGGGGGUUUGGCCCCAUUUUUUUUUUUUCCCCCUGGGACACUGUGAGUGAAGACUCAGACAAACUUCUGAUCCCAGUGAGGGGCAGAGAAAAAAGCCCCCAAGUCCCCACUUGACUGAAAAUGUGCUUAUAUAAUAUUUUGGUUCCAAUUUUCCCUGAAUAGAAACAUAAAUAAUUACUGUGUAAUUCCCUCGGGCCCUAUUUCUCCAGCAGCAGGAGGACUGAUACCAGCUCUCUGGUACCAAUGAUAGGACCAUCAGACCCAGCCAGGUCCUGGUGAGGCACCCUGCCUUCCUCAGGAGGCAGCAAAGAUUCUGGGGGUCCUGCAGAAAUAAUUUGAUUUUAAAAGUUAGUAGAUGGCACAAUAUUGUGUAUUCCUGAAGCAAAAGACAGUCCAACAAUGACUAAUUUCUCUGCAGAGUGCCAAGAGCUUCCCUUAAGCCACACUGACUACAGAGGCAGCAGAGUAAGGAUUUGCCAUGUAAAUAAUUAACAAAGCUCCCAUUCUGGGGUGUAGCAAAUCACAUAACCCCUCACAUCACAAAGUCAUUGAAGUGUUCAGGGGAUGUUUUUCUGCCCUCAGUUCCCAUUUCUGGCUCAAAAGCCCUAAGUGUGAAGCCAUUAGCACUGCCUUGGAUAUGCUUUAAUUACCCAGGCCAGAUCUCCAUCACACCUUUCAGGUCCUCUUUUCACCAAAGAUGGGGCAAAUUAUUUCCCUUUCACAGAUAACUGACCCUGCACCAUCACAUCCACUCAUCAUUAACAGCAGUGUGAAAAAGAACAGUCAGAGGAACCAAACCUUCCAACAUUUUUCUACAAUAUGAACUCUUUAAAGCAAAGUCAAAGGUG
Calypte anna (Anna's hummingbird) is the source of this 2232-nucleotide messenger RNA. RefSeq names its product G protein-coupled receptor 174 (gene GPR174). Gene Ontology annotation, molecular function: G protein-coupled receptor activity. Gene Ontology annotation, cellular component: membrane. The record is from RefSeq and is a predicted model, not a curated record. Lineage: Eukaryota; Metazoa; Chordata; Aves; Apodiformes; Trochilidae. The transcript has a single exon. Gene Ontology annotation, biological process: phospholipase C-activating G protein-coupled receptor signaling pathway; positive regulation of Rho protein signal transduction. The coding region runs from base 355 to 1335 and encodes 326 amino acids.